GGCAACUCGGCAACUUAGCAACUUCGUUUCGCGUCAGUGGAACGAAAAUGAUAAGAAGUUGCUCGGUUAUUGGCUGGAACUAGCAACCAAAUCAAAAUUUUUUGAUUUGGUUGCCAAGUUGCCAGUUGCUGGUUGCUAGUUGCUGCUUAUGUAGCAGUCGACUCUGAGUAAUGAGGACUGGAGAGUGGGGAGACGAGGAGUGGAAAAAAAUGAAAAUUAUUUUGAAUUUCGUUUUGAAAAUAAUAUGAUAACUUGAUAAGAGAAGUCAGAGCUCUGAAGUCUCAUCUCAAUCAUUUUCAUCCUUGCAAAAAAAUCAAGUAGUUUUGAUUUUUAUUUGAUCUUGAGAUUUCAAAAUCUGGUGUACACUACAAUAAUGGCAGAUAGAUUAACGCAACUACAAGAUCUAGUGAAUCAGCAAGCCGAAAACUUUUGUAACGCAAUUGGUAUCUUACAACAGUUUGCACCACCAAGUAAAUUUGCCGCUUUUGAUCGUAACGGAUCUCAAACUCCUCAACAACAAGAAGAUUAUGCACAUUUAUUUGCGGUACAAAUCGCUCGAACUGCCAAAGACAUCGAUGCUGUUAUUGAAUCUUUGCCAAAUGAUGAACAGUCUUUAGAACUACAAGUUGCAGGUCUUCGAAGAUUGGAACAAGAAAACCAAGCAGCUUCUGAAAGACUGAGAGAAGAAGUAAGACAUGGAGAACUACUUCAUGAACAAGUUCAGCAGGUUCUUUCUGAUAUAGCUCAGCAUCAGUUGGAUAUACAACAACCUCAAUCGGAUGCUAAGAAAUGAAUUUCAGUUUUUUCAUAUUUGAGUGUUUAUGUUUGUGUUUUAUAGAAGUCUACCAUUAAUUCGGAGUUUCUGAGCGUGAGCUUGAUUGUACAAAACGUUCUAUUAGCAAUAUUCUUUCAGAAUUUUGUCUGAUUGAUUGUUUGAAGUUUUAGUCGUUCAAUAUUUUUCUAAUAACUCCGGAGUAAUGAUAUCAACUUGAAACUUUUUAGCUUUUAUGCUUUUGUAUACUAUUCAAGUGAAUUUUUUGGGAAGUUGAGCACCAACCACGAAAAAUCAUUCGCUUACGUUUGAAAAUCAUGAAAUUUAAAAAAUAUCAUUUAUUCAAAUACUUCAAUUCUUUCACAAAACUAAUGAAUGAUAAUUAUUACAAUAAAUGUUGAAAUUACACGCAGAAUCAUUUUAAAAAAUUACUUGAUGAUUACAUCAAAAAACUAGGCAUAUUAUUAAAUUAUACGUAAUUAUACUUUUUUUUAGUCUCAUAAAUUCCAACUUUUUUCAUAAUUUUCAUAAGUUUUUCUCCGAAUAGAAAUGAAUUAUGUACUGUGAUACAAAAAUUUUUAUUGUUCAAUUGAUUUUAAACAAUAAAACUUGAAACUUGAUACCA
This is a messenger RNA of Planococcus citri (citrus mealybug), 1397 nucleotides long. RefSeq names its product mediator complex subunit 21 (gene MED21). The transcript has 4 exons. Gene Ontology annotation, biological process: regulation of transcription by RNA polymerase II. NCBI's taxonomy places the organism in Eukaryota, Metazoa, Arthropoda, Insecta, Hemiptera, Pseudococcidae. Gene Ontology annotation, molecular function: transcription coregulator activity. The record is from RefSeq and is a predicted model, not a curated record. Gene Ontology annotation, cellular component: mediator complex. The coding region runs from base 374 to 793 and encodes 139 amino acids.